GAUACGAAGAGGUAUGUCUGUAGUAUCUACCUAGGCAAUAAGUACAAGUCGGCAAAUAACUCGACUUUCCCAACACACGCGUAGCUAUUGUAUUGUAUUAGUGGUUCGGCCCUUACUAUGUACAUAUGUAUGUAAGUAUGUACACCCUCGGCAUCCUCAAGGCGGCAGCUUCCCCAGCCUGGCCAAUUAUUUUAGUCAAUUGAUUUAAUAUCGUCUUCCUUCCUUGGACUUUUACUUCUCUUCCUUGCCUCUCAACCAGCACCCUUCUCCUUCUAGGAGUUUCUUUCCUGCUUACUUUCGCUGCUGGCUUGGAGAAGUAGUCUAGAGCCUCUGCUGGCAUCCUCAUCAUCCCUAUCAUCAUCAUCACCAUCCAUUGACGUAGUCACAGCCCAGAAGUCACCCAGUUGUGCGUACGGCAUUAUGGCUGCUGUAACUCGGGGCAUCCGAACGGCUUCGAGGCCGCUGCGACUCGGGUCAACCCCUCUGGCCCCUACACUUACACGCACCUUCGGCCCAUCGUUAGCGUGCUCCAACGCCGCCGCUACAAUAACCUCCUCUCAACCCCUCUACCACCAACACCGCCACCACCACCGCCGCCAAUUUUCCACAACCUCCGCCAAAAUGUCUUCCCCUCCCAUGCCCACGCAGCACAAGGGCUAUGACCCCGAAAUCACAGACAUUGCAAAAUAUGUUACGCAGCCUAUCAACUCCGAGUUGGCUUUCGACACGGCACGAUGGGUGUUCUUAGAUACCUUGGGUUGUGGUCUUGAGGGCCUGCGAUUCAAGGAGUGCACAAAGCUCCUAGGCCCUAUUGUGCCCGGAACCGUCGUUCCUAACGGCACCAAGGUCCCCGGUACCGACUUUGUCCUCGAUCCCGUCAAUGGCGCCUUCAACAUCGGUGCCAUGAUCCGCUGGCUUGACUACAACGACUGUUGGCUAGCCGCCGAAUGGGGACAUCCUUCCGAUAACCUCGGCGCCAUCCUGGCCGUCGCUGACUGGGUCAACCGGACCAACAAGGCUGGCGGCAACCUCGCCAACGGCAAGGUCUUCACCAUCCGCGAUGUUCUCGAGGGUAUGAUCAAGGCCCAUGAAAUCCAGGGUUGCCUAGCCCUCCUCAAUUCGUACAACAAGGUUGGUCUCGACCACGUCGUUCUCGUCAAGGUUGCCAGUACCGCUGUUGUCUCGCAUAUGCUUGGUCUCAGCGACUCUCAGAUCGCCGACGCUGUUACACAAGCCUGGGUAGAUGGCCAGAGCUUGCGUACCUACCGUCACUCUCCCAACACCAUGUCGCGUAAGUCAUGGGCUGCCGGUGACGCCUGCCAGCGCGCCGUCAACCUAGCCCUGAAGGUCAUGAAGGGUGAGCCUGGCGUCCCCACUGUCUUGUCUGCUCCCGUCUGGGGCUUUUACGAUGUCCUGUUUAAGGGCAACAAGUUCGAGUUCCAACGUCCCUACGGCAGCUAUGUCAUGGAGAAUGUUCUUUUCAAGGUCUCCUACCCUGCGGAAUUCCACUCGCAGACUGCAGUCGAGGCGUCUUCCAAGAUCUUCCAAAAGCUUAAGGAGAUGGGCAAGUCGGCGGCUGACAUCAAGGGCGUCACAUGCCGAACCCACGAAGCCUGCAUCCGCAUCAUUGACAAGCAAUUCAAGCCCAUGGACAACUUUGCGGACCGUGACCACUGCAUCCAGUACAUGUGCGCCGUGAUGCUCGUGUUCGGGCGGCUCGAGGCUACUGACUACACGGAUGGCGGUGAGGCGGCAACAUCGCCCCUCGUCGAGUCGCUGCGACGGAAGAUCAAGUGUGUCGAAGACCCCCAGUUUACCAAAGACUACCACGACCCGGCUCUCCGCACCAUCUCCAAUGCCCUGACAGUAGAACUCAACGACGGCACUGUCCUCGAUGAGAUCGUAGUGGAGGCGCCCCUCGGCCAUCGUCUCCGGAGAGACGAGGCCAAGCCACACAUCCUAGCCAAAUACAAGCGACACUUAUCGCCUCACUUCUCCGAGGCGCACGUUAAGGAGUUGGUAGAACUAGGCAUGGACACUAAUAAGUUGGAGUCCAUGUCGGUGGACGAAUAUGUCGACAAGUAUGUGGUUAAGGAUAGCAAGUUUGUUUAAAUUGAUACCUAUAUGUACAUUGGGGUUUAUAUAGAUGUAGAUUUUUAGAAUCUGAUGUGCAGCACAUCUCGCAGGCAUCAUUUGGUACAAAUCAACAUCUUGAUUGAAAUAUGCCAUACUCCCACGUAGUAUUCUAGCAUGAAGAAGUAAACAUGACCUCGAUCUCACA
Xylaria bambusicola is the source of this 2281-nucleotide messenger RNA. RefSeq names its product MmgE/PrpD family-domain-containing protein. The record is from RefSeq and is a predicted model, not a curated record. The transcript has 3 exons. The coding region runs from base 421 to 2112 and encodes 563 amino acids. Gene Ontology annotation, molecular function: 2-methylcitrate dehydratase activity; 2 iron, 2 sulfur cluster binding. Lineage: Eukaryota; Fungi; Ascomycota; Sordariomycetes; Xylariales; Xylariaceae. Gene Ontology annotation, cellular component: mitochondrion.